This is a messenger RNA of Diprion similis, 3215 nucleotides long. RefSeq names its product probable ATP-dependent RNA helicase DDX31. The record is from RefSeq and is a predicted model, not a curated record. Gene Ontology annotation, cellular component: nucleus. Gene Ontology annotation, molecular function: ATP binding; nucleic acid binding. Bases 154 to 3213 code for a protein of 1019 amino acids. Gene Ontology annotation, biological process: ribosome biogenesis. Lineage: Eukaryota; Metazoa; Arthropoda; Insecta; Hymenoptera; Diprionidae. The transcript is spliced from 9 exons.
GCCAAGUUGCGCAGCAGCCAAACAGCUGAGACACGAGACGAUUAAAAUUGAAACAAAAUAACGUGCGUCGAGCACGUGGUUUAAUUCGUUAAAAUCGAACGGCAAGUAAAGUGACAAUAUUCGGUAUUAAUCAAUAAUUAGAUCGCGAGGCAAAUGACGGUUCAAGAAAUGGACAUAUCCUUGAACAUUUCGUCCUCUCCGGUCGCUGGUAAAGUGAAAAAGGUCGCGGGAUACAAAAAGGAGUUUUUCAAACCACAGUUUAAACGAGAAGCGAAAAAGAUUGCGCGUGACAAGGCGAGGGCCGAAUCUACAGCUCCUGGUCCUAAACAGAGAGUCAAGCAGAAAUCACUCGCAGCUAUCGUAAGCAGGAAUUUGGGCCAAGUUGGAGACGCCAAAGCUUUUUCUAAAACAGAGACACCUCUGGAGCCUGAUAAACCAAAGUCUCAACUUAAACAGGCUAUAGAUUUAGGCUCGAAGAGCCAGGAUCAGGAACCGAUCGUUUCGUUUGCCAAACCUGGGAAGAAAACUGGAAUCAAAACAAUUUUAGCUAAGAGGCGAGAGACGGGGGAAUGUAAAGAGAAAAAGUCGCUCGAUGAUAUAUUUGGAAAGAAGUCGAGUCCCGUUACAAUCUCUUUGCCUGGUAAAAUCGAAACUCCGGGUUUUCAUAGCGCCAAGAGAAAGUUCGGCGACGCUCAGGGAAUCGUCGACUCGAAAGGCCAGUGGAAAAAGGGCAAGUUCGAUUACGCGACAAAUCUACAAGCUGGAAACGCGGCGAGAAAAAAAGUCGGCUUCAAGAAUGCCGUCGAAAAUGCAAACGUCAAAGCUGUGCCAAACAGAGGCGGUAGUUCCGGAAAGAUUUCAUCUUUGUUUGGGAAUAAUCCUGAGAUACCGAACCUUGGGCAAAGGUUCGUCGAGCCUGUGAACGAAGCAGUUUUCAGCGGUACUAAAUUCGUGGACUUCGAUCUUCAUCCAUUCACGAUUUCUAACUUGGAACAGAACAUGCAGAUAACUAAAUUAACUACCGUCCAACAAAAAGCUAUCCCUAAAAUAUUGUCGGGGAAAGAUGUUCUCGUUCGGUCUCAGACUGGUUCUGGCAAAACGUUGGCAUACGCGCUACCCAUCGUUGAAUCGCUUCACAAAGUGAGACCAAAACUUACGCGGGACAGUGGCUUACGUGCUUUAGUCAUUGUGCCGACGAGGGAACUCGCCCUGCAGACUUACGAGUGUUUUUUGAAGCUUAUAAAACCAUUCACUUGGAUCGUACCGGGAUAUUUAGUGGGCGGUGAAAAACGCAAAGCGGAAAAAGCUAGGCUGAGAAAAGGGUGUAAUCUUCUUGUCGCUACACCCGGUAGGCUGCUGGAUCACGUCAAACAUACGGAAGCGCUAAGGCUGCACGAUGUUCAAUGUUUCGUUUUAGACGAGGCUGACAGAAUGCUCGAUAUGGGAUAUGAAAAAGAUAUUUCCGGCAUCGUUUCUGCCCUGGAAGAGCAAAAAGGUUUGCCAAGAUUUGGUGUAAAGAAGUAUGUAAAAAUCGAGACGGAUAAUUCGGGUUACAAUCCAUUGGCGAUGCUUCGUCAAAAUGGCAAGAAAACAUUCACCGACGAGGACGUAGACUCAAUGUUAACGGAAACGAGUAAAAUCGUCGAGAAAGAGGAUUCCAGUUUCCCGGUCCCAGAACCGCCGUCGAAUACCGUUAAUGCCCAGAAAACGAAACCGUCGAACGUCACCGUCGAUUCUGAAGUCGAGGAGAACGACGUCGAAGACGAGGAUGACGACGAGCUUACGACGAGGCGCGAAUAUCACUCGGGGACGGACAGCGACAUCGAGAAGGAGGGACAAGAGUUUCCAAUCAGAAACGAGGGGAACAAACGGAAGAAACUUUUGCCUUUCUCGCUUCGCGAUAAGACCAGGAUCAUCGCCUCGCGGCACAAAAUAAAUCAAACGGUCGAAUCGGAGUCGGAAUCGAACGAUUCGAACGAUUCGAACGAUUCGAACGGUGAAAAACAUCCGAAGGAGAGUUGCGAGGCGGUGGAAACGACGGUGAAAAAUCAGAGCAGAAGACAGACAAUUCUAGUUUCAGCAACUUUGACUCAGGCGGUUGAAAAAUUGGCGGGACUCACGAUGGACAAUCCGAUUAUCGUCGAUGCGGCGAAAGAAAAUUUGAUCAAAUCUGGCGGUAAUGUCGCCGAAAUAAAUGAGGAUCUGAUCGUUCCGCAGAGCGUCAAUCAAACCUACGUUGUAACUCCUCCCAAAUUGAGAUUGGUCAGCUUGAGUGCCUACGUAGCUGGCAAGUGUCAGGCCGCGGGACAGCACAAGAUUUUAGUGUUCAUGGCGACACAAGACAUGGUUGAUUAUCACGCCGAAAUCCUUACCUCCGUGCUCUGCAAGCAGUCCGACGAGGACGACGAAGACUCCGAGCCUUUGGUCGACGUUGAAUUCUUCAAACUCCAUGGAAACAUGACGCAGAAGGAACGGACCGAAGUUUUCAAAACGUUCAGGGCAGCCAAGAGCGGCGUUCUCCUCUGCACGGACGUCGCGGCUCGCGGUCUGGACUUGCCAAAGGUUGACAGCGUGGUCCAGUACACAGGUCCACUGUCGGCGAGGGACUACGUCCAUCGGGUGGGGAGAACAGCAAGAGCCGGAUCCUCAGGGAGCGCUGUGAUAUUCCUGACCCCGCCGGAAGUCGAGUUUGUCCGGAUGCUCGAGUCGCGAAGAGUACGUAUUCGCCAGGAGGACAUGACCAGCAUCCUGGAUAAACUGCUGGGUCCGAUUUCUCCGCACAAUAGUGUCCAAGCCGCCGCCACAGCUCUACAAAAUCAAUUUGAAACCCUGGUUCUGGAGGACAAGGAGAUGCACAGAAGAGCCUGCAAGGCUUACGUAUCCUGGAUCCGUUUUUACGCGAGCUACCCGAAAGACAUGCGGGAGAUAUUCGACAGGCGAGAACUUCAUCUUGGACAUUUUGCAAAGAGUUUCGGACUCCGAGAUCCUCCGCAAAAAAUUGGCGGUGUUGGAAAAACGAUUCAGGACAACGACGGCAAAAAGAAGAUUCACGAUAAUCGUCUAUCGAAUGAACGACCGAAAAAAAUCUUUACGAAGAAACAAGGAGGGGCUGGCCCUGGAUCAAAACCAAACGCCCUCAAGAAGGUCAGAAUGCUCAACACUUCCGAAUACGCCAGUGGAUUGGAGACUGUGAAGAAACUGAAGAAGUUUUGAGG